Messenger RNA from Xyrichtys novacula (pearly razorfish), 1800 nucleotides. Lineage: Eukaryota; Metazoa; Chordata; Actinopteri; Labriformes; Labridae. The record is from the annotation of a GenBank genome assembly.
AUGGAGAACUACUCGCUCCUCUACAGUUCCUCUCACAGAACCGGACUUCUCUCGGGUUUUCAGCGCCUGCGCUCUCAGAAGAGGAUGUGUGAUGUUGUCCUGGAGGCCGGCGGCGUAUCGUUCCCGUGUCAUCGCGCCCUCUUAGCCAGCUCCAGUGACUAUUUUUGGGCUCUCUUUGGAGAGUCAACCGUGGAGAGAUUAGCAGAUUCCAUCAGCCUCCCGGCGCUAACGCCAGAGGGUUUAGACGCCAUUCUGGACUUCCUGUACUCUGGCUGGCUGAGCGUAUCACCUCCCACCCUGCCGGUUGUCUUAGCGGCAGCCAGGUAUCUGCAGGUCGAGCCGGCGGUGUCGAUAUGCGAGCGUUUCAUGAUUGAUGGUUUAAACGCCGAGAACUGUUGCUGCUAUGCUAACCUCGCCGAGCACCACGCUCUCGCAGACGCACUUGAAGCUGCCAAUCAAACCAUCGCCAUCGAGAUGGGGGCAUUGCUGAAGGAUAACAGGGAUGACCUUCUCGGGUUGAAUGUCCAAUCCCUGAUGGCUGUGCUUGACGCUGACGAGAUUCCAGCUGUGAAGGAGGCGGAGCUUAUAAAGCUAGCUCUGGAUUGGCUGGACGAAAAUGGGCCUAUUUCUCUCCUGAAAUCAAAUCUCCUGCUGAGUCAUCUCCGCUUUGGAUUGGUCGCCCCCUCUGACCUUAGCAGUCUUAGCCACGCCCACCGAGCCAUGGCCACGCCUCUGAUCAGGAGCCAGCUGACCCGAGCGCUGGAGUACCACAGGAUGGGAGCGGCUCAGCCAAUCAGACAGACCAGACAAUCCACACUCAGAGCGUCGCCCAACUGUGUGCUCCUCGUCGGCGGAGGACCCAGCCCUGAUUGGCCGGAGCAGCAGGUGUUGGCGUUUGAUCCUAGAAGCAGGAAGUUUUCGUCUUUGAGUUCCAGUCUCCCGCUGCGGCUCAGAGGUCACUGUGCGUGCUCGGUCGGAGGUUUCCUGUUUGUGAUUGGUGGAGAGGAAGUAAAGGAAGGAGACGAUGAUGGGAAAAAGUCCGUCGAUGUAGCGACGUCCAAUCAGGUGUGGCGCUACGAUCCUCGUUUUGAUUGCUGGGAGAAGAUGGAGUCCAUGCUGGAGCGGCGUGCGCAGUUUACCUGCUGCGUGAUUGAGGAGGUUAUUUACGCCAUCGGGGGACGACAGACAAGACAAGGCGCCUGUAGGCAGACCUCGAUGGCGUCUGUUGAGUUUUACGACAUGGCCACAGGGGUUUGGAGGCGGGGACCAGCACUGCCUCGCCCCCUUUACGGCCACGCCUCAGCUGUGCUCGACGACUGCAUCUACGUGUCAGGUGGAGUACCAGGUAACCAGGAUAGCGGUAUUAACGCCAACAACCAGGAAGACCACAGAGAGAGCAGCAAGGAGCUGCUCCACUGGGACCCUAAAGGACGAGUGUGGGAGAAACGGGCGCCCAUGUCCAUCGCCAGAUUCGGGCACCGUUUAGCGACCGCCCACGGUCACAUCUACGCUUUACUGGGAAUGUACGAGCCGUUCUGCGAUAUCGAGCAGUACAACUCAGCGUCAGACCACUGGACCCGCCUGAGACCGCUUCUCAUUGGCUCCUUCAACUAUGGGAUGGUGGUAACGCCAUCCGGGAAUCUGCUGGUUUUCGGGGGGAGGAAAUGGAGCGACGGACAGGAAGUGAUAGUGAAGAGCGUGUUGGAGUACGACACGAAGAAAGAUCGCUGGAGAGAGAUCUGCCAACUCCCCAGACCUCUAACCGGGACUGAGUGCACGCUGCUACCGUUACCGGACUGA